CUUGGUUGGUGGUGACCGGCGUGUAUCCUCUGGCCGGGGAACGUUUUUCAUCUACGCAGGGAAUCUGUUAUCCUUUUUUUCAUUUUAAUAAAGCAAGCAAGCACAAUGCCAUCAAUCCCUGCUGAAACUGAAAUGGAUACAGUGACUUGCACUCAUGUUUCGGUUGACUGCAUACCCAAUGGAACCUUGGAGAAGGAAGCUUGUAAUUCAACAGAAAAAGAGAGGAAAUGGAUCAGACCUGAUACUGUCAGCAAGUGUACCUGGGAGCUUGGAAAAUCUCCUUCUGAAUCACCCCAUUGCCAUGCUACAUUAGCAAAGACUCCAAAAAUUAUGCCUGAUAUCCUCCAAAAAAUUGGAAAUACUCCCAUGGUGCGCAUCAACAAGAUUGGAAAGCUCUUUGGCCUCAAAUGUGAACUCUUGGCAAAAUGCGAGUUUUUCAAUGCUGGAGGAAGUGUGAAGGACCGAAUCAGUUUACGGAUGGUGGAAGACGCUGAAAGGGAUGGGAUUCUGAAGCCAGGGGAUACCAUUAUUGAACCAACUUCAGGAAAUACAGGAAUUGGACUGGCCUUGGCAGCUGCAGUGAAAGGAUACCGUUGUAUCAUUGUAAUGCCAGAGAAAAUGAGCAUGGAAAAGGUAGAUGUGCUACGUGCCCUUGGGGCUGAAAUUGUGAGGACUCCAACAACUGCCAGGUUUGAUUCUCCAGAAUCGCACGUUGGGGUGGCAUGGAGAUUGAAAAAUGAAAUCCCCAACUCCCACAUACUGGAUCAGUACCGCAAUGCCAGCAACCCCCUGUCCCAUUAUGACACAACAGCAGAGGAGAUCCUUCAGCAAUGUGAAGGUCAGGUAGACAUGAUUGUGGCUGGAGCUGGCACAGGAGGAACAAUCACUGGUAUUGCCCGAAAAAUCAAGGAGAAAUGCCCUGGAUGUAAAAUUGUUGGUGUUGAUCCUGAAGGAUCUAUCCUAGCGGAGCCUGAAAAACUAAACAGAACUGAUAAGACAACUUAUGAAGUGGAAGGUAUUGGAUAUGAUUUCAUCCCUACAGUUCUGGACAGAUCAGUGGUGGACAAAUGGCAUAAGUGUAAUGAUGAGGAAUCUUUUGCCUUCUCACGCAUGCUAAUCAGAGAAGAAGGACUGCUAUGUGGUGGCAGCUCAGGCAGUGCCAUGUCUGUUGCUGUCAAGGCUGCCCAAGAGCUAAAAGAAGGUCAGCGUUGUGUUGUCAUCCUUCCUGAUUCUGUCAGGAACUACAUGUCUAAGUUUCUAAGUGACAAAUGGAUGAUCCAAAAAGGGUUCAUGAAAGAAGAGGAUGAUAUUAUUAAGAAGCCUUGGUGGUGGCACUUGAAAGUUCAGGAACUAUGCCUGUCUGCCCCCCUAACUGUACUGCCAAGCGUUACCUGUGAAAAGACUAUUGAAAUACUCAGAGAGAAGGGAUUUGACCAAGUACCAGUGGUGGAUGAAUCUGGACUGAUCCUGGGGAUGGUUACCCUUGGCAAUAUGCUCUCUUCAGUGCUUGCUGGUAAAGUACAGCCAUUGGAUAAAGUCAGCAAAGUAAUCUACAAGCAAUUCAAAAUGAUUCAUCUGCAGGACAACUUAGGAAAGCUCUCCCAUAUUUUGGAAAUAGAUCAUUUUGCUCUGGUGGUACAUGAACAGAUUCAAUAUCACAGUGAUGGCGAAUCUAGUAAAAGGCAAAUGGUGUUUGGUGUUGUUACGGCAAUUGACUUGCUGAACUUUGUGACUGCCCAGGAACAGAAGAGAAACACAAACUAAGUUUUAAGAAACACAUCAAUAGGCAUUGUUUCAUUGGCUUUUCACAUUAAAAAAAGCCUCCCUCCCUCCCUCCCUCCUUCUUUUUUAUCUUCCUUUGUUAGAACAAUCUAGAAAAAUCUUUUUGGUCAAAAUGAAUAAGGUCAAAGUCAAUCGUUAUAAACAACUGUUACGUUUUAAAAUGUUAUAACUUCUAGAAUGUAGUGAGCACACUGAACUAUAAGGUACUGGGAUGUUUUAGGAUUAAUAGUUUCAGUAAGAAAUUGCUUUGUUUGCACUUACAAGUUUUAUAUUGUGAAAGCACAACUGAACAGGAGGACUAAGGCCUGAAUGAUCAAGCCAUUGCAAUAGGAUGGCCAUGUGACAACUUGCCAAGCUCACUGGUCCUCCUUCCACAUGUAUCUUGAAACUCUCCCAUCUCUUACUGUAAGCUGUUUUACAACCCAGAAUAGUAUUAGGUAUCUUCAUCUUUAAUCCUGUUACAGCUUGACCAGUGUCAAACCUACUGGUUGACUUCUACUGCAGAGUUAUAAGGAAACACAACUAUUUCCUAACCCAAUCUUCAUGAAGGAAUUGUCUUCAUAUGUAUCCGGGUGCUAGAAUAUACAAUUACAUGAGCAAACAGGAAAGGUGGUCUGAAAACAUUUUCUGUCUUCUAUAAGAAGUCAGCUACUUUAACUUCUUUUUAUAGCUGCUAGUUUGUCUAUCUGGAUCCCAUAUACUGCCCACCCACCUUCAACACUAAGAUGAUAAAAUAUCCAUUAUCCUUCCUAUUUGCAGAUUUCACUUUCUGAAUGCUUAAUAGCAAUGCCCUUCCUCAUUCUGGCCAAAUUAUAAAGAUGGAAAGGGAAGCAAGAAAUUGCUUUGAUAAUUAGCAAAAAAUAAAAAUGGGAAAGAAACCCUUAACUAGUACAUGCAGUUUUCGUUCCUCUAUGCACAUUAUGUGUGUAAACCAAAGAGAACUUUGUGUACUGAAUCACUACCAGCUUAUUGCUAGAAAAUGAGCAGCACCUCUAAUACUUUUGUUCCACAAAGACCAAAUUGGACUAUUUAAUCUUAAAUCAAUUCGAUUCUAAGUUUAUAUACGCACAUAUAUUUUUUAAACUGUCCAGCAUGAUGUUGGCCAAGUCACUUUUAUCUCUGCUUUGUUCAUGGGUAUGCUAGGUUGUUUAAAAUUAUACAUGUUUAGCUGGUCUUGAUGGGAAAUGACUGCAAACACAUUUAGCUGUUUUCUGAUUCUUUUGGUAGUCUACUUUGAUGCAGGAUUUUAUUUUCUUUUUGUGGUUUUCUUUAACUGGAAGCUUUAAAGGAGUGGACUACUAAUACUGUACUUUUUCCAAUCACAAUACUUGUUUGAUGCCAGAAAAUCCUCCUUGCAACAAUCAAGGACCCAGUUAUCUGUGCAGAAGGUUUUUGCUUAUAUAUGGAAUUCAGAUUAUGAUAUAAAACCACUAAAAGGCUGCUGUAAUAUAAUAAAUGAGAAAUUACUAUUUGGUCUCAAUAUAUUGUUCAGCAUUCAGCAUUCCAGUUAGCAUUUGUGGUUCUUUAGGACCAUAAAAAGGUCAUCUAUCUGUUUUUAAAGUUUGGAUUCUGUGUCAUGUUUAUUCUAAAUUUACUACAAAGAACUAAAUAAAUGUUUGUCCUGAUAAGCUAAUA
Messenger RNA from Python bivittatus (Burmese python), 3417 nucleotides. RefSeq names its product cystathionine beta-synthase-like protein. Gene Ontology annotation, cellular component: cytoplasm. The record is from RefSeq and is a predicted model, not a curated record. NCBI's taxonomy places the organism in Eukaryota, Metazoa, Chordata, Lepidosauria, Squamata, Pythonidae. Gene Ontology annotation, molecular function: cystathionine beta-synthase activity.